Molecule: messenger RNA, 1427 nt
Organism: Saccoglossus kowalevskii
Lineage: Eukaryota; Metazoa; Hemichordata; Enteropneusta; Harrimaniidae
Source: RefSeq, a predicted model, not a curated record
AUGAGCUACGUGACGGUGCCAGGAAUGGAGAAGACAUUUCGACACGACGGCACUAUUUACCAUAGUCUUGCUAGGAAUGGAAGUUUGCGUACUGGGAAAGCAGUACUUGCGGCGUCUUCCAAAUACAGCAGCAUUCACUUUGGCGAAGACACACAGACGAAAAGUGAAGACAGGGAGCGUGACGAGCUGGUGCGCGCUUUGAAAGAUCUUCUAUCAGGAAAUCCAGAAUCAUUCGACGAACUUCUCCAGGAGCGUGCAGACAAUCCAAACCCUCCUUUAAGAGAAGACGAUUUGUGCUGGAAUCCAAAUUACCCAAUAAUAUGUGCAGAUAAAAUACUGUGUGUGAAAGAAGAUACUUUGUGUGACGGGACGAAUAAUUGUUUAGAUGGCAGUGACGAGAAGGACUGUGCUGCGACAGGUGGAGCCGGGGGCGGAUCACUCGGAUGUUCAUCAGAAUCCCUCGUUGAAGGACGGUGCUCUAACCCCACCGGGAAAGCCGAAUGCAAUAUUGGAUUGGAUGACAUCAGACAGCAGAUGCUCGAUGCCCAUAACUUCUAUCGCUGCAAGCACGGGUCACCUGAGCUGCGACUGUCUUCACAACUUAAUGACUAUGCCCAAGAAUGGGCGGAGUACUUGGCGGCUACCGACUCAUCCGAACACAGUAAAAACAGAGGAUCUAACCCACCUAAUCGCGGAGAAAAUAUAUGGACCGGAUAUGACGCAUUUAGAUGGCAAUCAUAUGAUCAAUUCACAGGAUCCACGCCAGUAUCUGAUUGGUAUUCAGAGAAUGUAAACUAUAAUUAUGCUUCAGGUACUCUCAACAGUUCCAAUGGACAUUUCACACAACUUGUAUGGAAGACUAGCGACCAACUGGGAUGUGGCAUAGCAACAAAACAGAGGGCGUAUGGACCAAAGUUCUACGUGGUUUGCCAAUAUAAACCAGCCGGUAAUUUUGGCAAUUUCUACCUCAAUGUUCCACCACCUGUCUGAAUUCAUCAUUCUCACAGCUGGAGCUUUAUUCCCGCUCCGGAACUCUUAUUCUUCUUUUUACCCCAAGUGCCGCAAAUAAUACAAUGAUUGCGCAUUCGACGUACAACAUUUUCACUGAAUUUUAUAGAUGAACAUUUUAUUUUUUGAAAGAUUCCAUUUUCUCAAAUAUAUGUUACCCAUUGUUUUCUUUAUUUUUGUUUAUCUCCAUAUAUACAUGUAUUGCUUAAGAAAAAGCUUUUAUUUUUUUAAGAAAUUGAGAUCUAAAGGUGUUUUUACUCCGCAAUCGUGAAAUGCAAGAGCUGUUUUGUUUUACACAAGAUUCAAAACCUGCAAUAUUUUGUAUUAUGUGUUGUAACUUAAAUAUGUAAUACCAAUAUAAUACCAAUCUAAUUUGAAUAUAAAUGUAACCGUGAAGGUUUACCAAUUUACAUAUGAUA